Molecule: messenger RNA, 3245 nt
Organism: Saccostrea cuccullata (small rock oyster)
Lineage: Eukaryota; Metazoa; Mollusca; Bivalvia; Ostreida; Ostreidae
Exons: 12
Coding region: 258-2468 (736 amino acids)
Source: RefSeq, a predicted model, not a curated record
UGAUAAUAAAUCUCAAUUUAAACAAUUUGUUUUUAUUAAAAUUUAAACUGUUAUCAUUGUUGAAUAAUUAUUAAAAUGCAAAUAACACGUCUUACAAGAGUGGUAAAGUAAUCGUUUUAAACUAAAAAUACAUUUCUAUCGUACAUCGGUAAUUCUUGCUUCCCAGACAGUAAUGUAAAUUAUAUGCAUAUGACCUCGGAUGUGAACUCAUUCGGAAAAAUUAAUACGCAUGCGUAUAGUGCAUAAUAUUGAAAGAGAUGUCGGCGGCAGUGAAAUUAAAACCAGGGCCCAAGCGUAAGCUGACGGACUCGGCCAGGAAACUCAAAAAGAAGGUGGCCAAUGCCAAACAAAAUAGAAAUAGAAUUUACAUAGGCGAUCAGUACGAAAGAUGGACCCAACUGAAGGCCGAUCUCCAUCUCGGCAACAACGCCGAAGUUGCAAAGACGCUCCUUGACAGGUACUUUGCAACCCAACCACCAAUUAAAUAUCAGGUUGAAGAAAUUCAAAGAACUCCAGUGAUUGCAGUGCAAGCUGGUCUCUCAACACCAGAGGUUAAAUAUGUGCAGACUUCAACACCUGGACCUUUCUAUACAACUCCCGUUCAUCAGUUUGCUUGCCCUGUCUCAGAUAUUUCUUCUGAAUUCAGCACUAGGGAUGAGGAGUUAUCUGGAGUGGAAGCAUUGCCAACAAAGAGGCGGAAACUUCAGAAGACAGCACUGUCAAACAGUUUUCUUUAUAGUUCACAAUUGUCUAUAAUUGACAUCACUGAUGAUCAUGAGGAUGAUGAUUCUGAUGAUUCUGAUUAUGAGCCAAGCUUCAAUAUAAGUUUGAGACCCAACAGUGCCAACUUCACCUCACUUGGAAUAGAAGAUAAUUCUGAUGAAGAAGAAGACAGUGACAAUGAAGUCGACGAUGACAUUUGUCAGCCAAGUACUGAUUCUCAAGACAUGGUAAAGAUUACCAAAGCAGAAGACAUUACAUCAGAUCAGCCAUUUUUGGUGUACAACCAGUGUCUGAUGAAGCUUGCAGCAGUCAACAUCCCAAAAACCUGUACAGCAAAAAACUGUGGAGCAGAGGUCUCUGUCACCAGGAAUAUCAUUGGAUCAGCACUACAUUUGAAAUGGGUUUGCGGGCAUAAGCAUGAAUUGUAUGAGUGGUGCUCCCAACCCAUUUUAAACAGAAGGAUGCACAGUGGGGACUUGAUGCUUGCCUCAGCCAUUUUGCUCUCUGGAAAUAACUUCAAGAAGAUUGAAUUGAUGUGUAAAUUUUUAAAUUUUCCAAUUAUGAGUAACACCACCUUCCAUAAAAUACAGAGGACGUAUCUUAUUCCAUCGGUUGAUGAGUUUUGGGCUGAGAAUCAAUUGGAUACCAUCAACCAAUUCCUUGGUGAAGAUUUGGUCAUCCUUGGAGAUGGAAGAAUGGACAGCCCCGGACAUUCUGCACAGUUCUGUUCCUAUACCUUUAUGGAGUAUAGUACGAAAAAAAUUCUAUGUGUGGUCACCAUGGACAAAAGAAUAACAGAACUCAAGAGCACAAAUUUAGAGGAAGCUUGUUUCAUAAAGGGUCUUAAUUUCUUGCUUGACAGUGGUUUGAAAAUCGUCGAGGUGGUCACAGAUGCCCAUAAUCAAAUUGCUGCAGUGAUGAAAAAAGACUACAAGCACAUUCGCCACUCAUUCGACAUAUGGCACGGUACCAAGAACUUAGGAAAGAAAAUAAUGUCGGUUGGACAAGAGACUGAUAAGAAGGAACUACUGAAUUGGACAAAAGAUAUAAUGAAUCACUUUUGGUAUUCUGCUCAGAUCAGUGAAACAUAUGAGGAAUUUAUUGGUGUCUGGUUUGGGCUUCUUCACCAUGUGACGGAUGAACAUGAGUGGAUACUGGCAUAUGGACCCAGUGCAUCAAGCUCUUGUAGUCAUGGUCCACUAACAGAGGAGAGAACGAAAGGAUGGCUUCAGAAGGGCUCACCAGCACAUGUUGCUUUGCGUUACAUUGUUAUGGACAAGAGAAGGCUCAACCAAGUUCACUAUUACUUGAAUUGCAGAAUUAUAGCAGAGUUGGAAAACUUCCAAAAUUUGAUUUUGGUGUAUGCCUCCAAAAGACAUUCCUAUAGUCCCCCAACAUACAGGGCAAGGAAUUAUCUUGCAGCUCUUGACCACAAUGGUCACUGUGAGAGGGAAGCAAAGAAAAACAAGGAUGGUUCUAUAAGGUAUCAAAGAUCCUUCAAUAAAAAAAGCGGCGUCUGGUCUGUACACGAAGUGAAAGCUGAAAAAAACUACCCCUACAUUCCGGCUUUGAUUCAUAAAAUAAUCACAAAGAGAUUGGAAGAUGCUGUUGGAAUGUCUCAAAAUGUUGUUUUAUCAGCAGAUGAUCCUCGAAGAAUUUCCAAGACCUUGGCACCGAUUCCUCCACCUACAACUCGUGAACUUGUUCUGAAACGGAAAUCUAGAUUUGUUGAUCAAUCCAAAUAAGUCUCUAGAUUGUUCUUAGGACUAGUUAGAUCCAUUAGGCUUUUGACUUUCAUGGAGAACAAGAAGUUUUAAUUUUGAGCAGUUAUGCUUACUAGUAGUACUUGUUAUAGUUAUAUACUCUGAUUUGAAUAAACCCUCUUAUCUUGACAUUGAAUUCAUGCAAAAAUUAAAUCCCACUAUCUGACUUGCCAACAGAAAAUUUCAAGCAUCUGCAAUAUUGUGUUGAGAAAACUCCCAUUAAAAAAUGUUCAUUCAUACGCACGGACACACAGACAGACACACAAGUAAAGACAGUCUACUCCCUUCCCUUCUCAGUGGGGUAUAAUAAAAGUUCAUAAAUAUGAAUUUACAGGAUUGUUAAUCAUUUUCUAGCGAGUUAUUGUCAUUCUUCAAUAUUCUUUGACUACAUGUAAUACAUAUAAUUGAAGUGUACACUGUACAUACUGUAAAAAGGUCAUUCUAAAUGUGCUUUGCAUUUACUGGCAAGGUAUUUUUGAUCAAUAAAAUAUGUUAUAUGUGCAUUGUAUAUAAAUAACAAUACUGUAUGGUAAAUUUCAUGACAGUAAUGCAACUGUACUAAGGAUUGCAAACAUUUGGUAUAUAAUUAUAUUUUUUAUAUUCAGUUCUGUUGUUGUAUUUCAAAAGUAAUCCUUCACACCAAUGUUUACAUUAUUUAUGUCAGACAGUUAUCAUCUACCAUCUUAAAUUCUUUCACUUGAUUGUUGCUAUAUUACUAAAUGUACUUGUAUGUGUUUUCUAACAAAAACAAAAAGUUUA